Messenger RNA from Coregonus clupeaformis (lake whitefish), 1518 nucleotides. RefSeq names its product zinc finger protein GLIS2-like. Gene Ontology annotation, cellular component: nucleus. The record is from RefSeq and is a predicted model, not a curated record. The transcript is spliced from 6 exons. Lineage: Eukaryota; Metazoa; Chordata; Actinopteri; Salmoniformes; Salmonidae. Gene Ontology annotation, molecular function: RNA polymerase II cis-regulatory region sequence-specific DNA binding; DNA-binding transcription factor activity, RNA polymerase II-specific. The coding region runs from base 1 to 1518 and encodes 505 amino acids. Gene Ontology annotation, biological process: regulation of transcription by RNA polymerase II; smoothened signaling pathway.
AUGAUUGGCUCUUCUCUACAGGUGUUCUGGAAUACUGUAGCUGCCAUGCUGUCAUUGGAUGAGCCCCUGGACCUGAAGCUUCCACGGGCCAAUGGGAGGGUCAGGUUGGGAAAGAGGGCAUAUUCUGCCUCCAUCUGCGCCCCUCUCAGUGCCACACGACAACGUCUGCUACGUAACCUACCGAUGACCUACCCAUCACCGCCUCCCUCUCCAGGUACCCCCCUGUCCCACCAGGAGAGGGCAGGUUCCUGCACCCCCCCUGCCAUGGACCUGAGUCUCUCCCCCUCCUUCCGACACGCACCCUCCCCCUCUCCCUCCCCCUCCUCCCGCCAUGCACCCUCCCCCUCUGCCUCCCCCUCCUCACCCCUGGACUAUCCACCCAGCUGCAGCCCAGCCACACCCAUCUACUCCAGGGAAGCAGCUCACCCUCGUUACCUGGAUGGUGGGGCUUCUCCGCAGGGCUUCCAGAUCUUCCUGCCAAUCGGGACCACAGGGGGCGGGUUCAACCUGCCCUCCUCCAUGUUCAUUGGUCAGCCCGGGGAGAAGCGGGCGUCACCCGAUCCCUCAUCGGAUGAGCAGCUGGCCUGCCAUUGGAUGAAGUGCCACCUGCUGUUUGACUCGUUACAGGACCUGGUGGAUCACAUCAACGACUACCAUGUCAAACCUGAAAAGGAUUCUGGGUACUGCUGCCACUGGGAGGGCUGUGCCCGCAAUGGGAGGGGCUUCAACGCCAGGUACAAGAUGUUGAUCCACAUCAGGACUCACACCAAUGAGAAGCCUCACCACUGCCCCACCUGCAACAAGAGCUUCUCUCGCCUGGAGAACCUCAAGAUACACACACGCUCACACACAGGAGAGAAGCCGUACAUCUGUCCGUACGAGGGCUGCAGCAAGCGCUACUCCAACUCCAGCGACCGCUUCAAGCACACGCGCACCCACUACGUGGACAAGCCCUACUACUGCAAGAUGGCCGGCUGCCUUAAACGCUACACCGACCCCAGCUCCCUCCGCAAACACAUCAAGGCCCACGGACACUUCGUCGCGACCCAGGAACAGGCCUCCUCGGCUGGGCUCGGAGUGUUCCUCAAAGGGGGUGGUCUCCAUGGAAGUAACGGUGGAGGGGUCUCAGAGAUGGGCUAUGUCGGCGGGGCCCAUAUUAUCAUCCCAGGAGGGGCCGCCGUGGCUUCUCUUCUCGGAGGCCACCGUCUGGGGGCCUCGCUGCCCCUCUCGGCCCUGUGUGGCCCCCUGGAUCUCAGCGGACUAGGUCACCCUGGAGCGUCCUUAUUCUCGCUAGGUGGUGGAGGUGGGGGAUUGGGUUGGUGUGAUUCCUCCAUGCUCCCGUUCGGACUCUCGGCUGCAUCCGUGUUUGGGUUGGCUUCCAUGGGUCUGGGGCAGCUAGGGAGAGGGGAGAGCAGGAGGGAGGGGGAGGAGGAGGACGGGUGUGAAGAGGACAGGGAGAGGGAGGAUGAGGUACUGAAUUUGUCUGUGGGAGGGUACGGAGGACGGGGCAGGGCGUGA